This is a messenger RNA of Musca vetustissima, 2445 nucleotides long. It is a transcript of the gene Mtmr6, whose product is annotated as myotubularin-related protein 6. Bases 20 to 2332 code for a protein of 770 amino acids. The record is from RefSeq and is a predicted model, not a curated record. The transcript has 13 exons. Gene Ontology annotation, molecular function: metal ion binding; phosphatase activity. Lineage: Eukaryota; Metazoa; Arthropoda; Insecta; Diptera; Muscidae. Gene Ontology annotation, biological process: dephosphorylation.
UUCUCUCUCCACACCAAAUAUGGACUUUACAAAAUUCAUGAAUAAAUUCAAUGAAAUCGAGCGACAAUUGUCGCCAACUUCCGCACUGCGGCUAAGUUUCGACAAUAUCUCACCGGAAACUGAGGAGCCAGAAAAUAAACGCCUCUGGGGUGUACCAGUACCACCGUUUGUCUCCGAUAAAGUCGUCUCAUGGAUUGAAGAGGAAUUUACGGAUCCACCGAUAUUUUAUAAUGAUGUUUUGGUAUUGAAAAAGGUUGAAAAUGUCCGUAUGAUUGAUCGUUACAAUACGAAAAAUCCCAUUGUCGGAACAUUGUAUUUAACAGCAACACAUUUGAUAUUUGUCGAACCGGACAGUAACAAGGAGACAUGGAUUCUUCACAUGCACAUUGCCAAUAUUGAAAAAUUACCCCUAACAACUACCGGAUCACCGCUGCUGAUACGCUGUAAAACCUUUUUAUCGGUGACAUUUGUGGUGCCCAAAGAUUCUGAAUGUCACGAUGUCUAUACAUCCCUAUUGAAACUCUAUCAACCUGUAUCCAUCAAUAAAUUAUAUUGUUUUAAUUAUCAACCCGCCAAAGAUGAUUUUCCCAAAAAUGCCGGUUGGGAUUUUUUCAAAUUGGAGGCGGAAUUCAAGCGAAUGCGUGUACCCAAUGACAUUUGGACAUUGUGUAAUUUGAACACGAACUAUGAGCUGUGUGACACAUAUCCGCGUCAAAUAUAUGUACCGGCUGAGGCUAAUACCGCCAUGUUAAUUGGCAGUUCACGUUUUCGUUCAAAGGGCCGUUUGCCAGCUUUAACCUAUUUACAUUCCAAUAAGGCUUCCAUUUGCCGUUGCAGUCAACCAUUGUCGGGUUUUAGUGCCCGCUGCUUGGAGGAUGAACAAAUGCUGGAGGCAAUACGUAAAACAAAUCCAAAUACCGAUUAUAUGUAUGUUGUGGAUACACGACCCAGGAUAAACGCUUUGGCAAAUCGUGCCGCCGGCAAAGGUUAUGAAAAUGAGGCAUUCUAUGAAAAUAUAAAAUUCCACUUUCUCGGUAUUGAGAAUAUUCACACACAAAGGACAAGUUUACAGAAAUUGAUUGAAGCCUGCGAACAGAAAGCACCAACAAUGAGCGGUUUCCUUAAUGCAUUGGAAUCAUCGGGUUGGCUAAAGCAUAUACGCUCCAUAUUGGAUACGUCAAGCUUCAUUUCAAAUGUCGUCGACAAAGGCGUCUCUGUUGUAGUCCACUGUUCAGAUGGUUGGGAUCGUACCGCACAAGUUUGUUCUUUGGCUGCAUUGAUGUUGGACCCCUAUUAUCGUACAAUAAAAGGUUUUCAGGCACUCAUCGAAAAGGACUGGUUGGCAUUCGGUCACAAAUUCAGUGAUCGCUGCGGUCACAUACAAAAUGAUCCACGUGAAGUUUCACCCAUAUUCACACAAUUCUUAGAUUGUACAUGGCAGCUGAUGUCACAGCGUAGUGAUGCUUUCGAAUUCAAUGAACGUUUCCUGCUAAUACUACACGAUCAUGUGCAUUCGUGUCAAUUCGGCACGUUUGUUGGUAAUUGUGAAAAGGAUCGUUUAGAUUUACAAUUGGCCAAGCGUACAUUUUCACUGUGGGGCUAUAUGUCUAAUCAUUUGAAUGAAUAUAUAAAUCCGCUGUAUAAACCCGAUGUCGAUGAGACAAUUAAACCCAAUUUGGCACCACAAUGUAUUAAAUUUUGGCGUGGCAUGUAUAGCCGUUUUGAAAGCGGCGUUCAUCCCCGUGAACCAUUGGGAGAUCUAUUGCUUGCCAGUAAGGAUCACACCACCUCGUUGGAGGAUCACGUACAACACUUGACUAAGCGUAUUACUAGCUUUAAGAACUACAUUUCCAAAUCAGCAAAGAAAAUCCAAGAUGCUACAUCCUCGAAAUCAACAACCAAAGAAUCUUCAGGAACGGAUACCAAUGAUAAUAAAUAUAAUUAUGAUAAGAAAAUGAGUGAACUAUCAUCGGCAGAUGAUGAUCAUCCCUUGAAACCUUCAGGUGGCAGUAAUGGUGGUGCUAAUACCAGUAGUGGUGGUGGUGGCAUAUCCUUUGCUAGUUUAUCGCUUUCCGAUGAAGUCGAUCCCAGUACCAUACAUGAGGAAAUCAAUUCGGUAGCUGUUGAUUGGAAAUCCAUGCGCAAUGUUACAGCCUGUUCAUGCUCAACGCCAUUCGAUCAAUUUAGUAAGAAGACUCACUGCUGGAAAUGUGGUGAAAUAUUCUGUGAACGGUGUAUCGAUAAAAAUAUUCCCCUACCCGGACAGGAUAGCGGUAAACCGGUGCCCGUUUGUCGUACGUGUUUUCGUCUGGUACAGAAGAUUAGCCCAUAAAUUUAUGAUGAAACACAAAUUGUUUAGUCAAACGGAAUUCCUGUAUCGCUUGUAUACCAAGCGUAAGUCUGCUGUGUUAAAUGUUUGGGAUAAUUAAAAAAGAAAGAAAGCAA